AUGACGUUCGUUGUAUUUAUGUAUUAAAAUUUUGUAUUAAUUUUAAACCGAUAAACCGAUAAAAAGUUUAAUAUGUGAAAUUAUAUGAAUCAUGUCACAAAGUCAAUUUAAAUUUGAACGUAAAUCGGGCGGUGUAUCAAGAAAAUUAAAACAUGCAGGAAAUGUAUCCAAAAUUCGAGAAUUUGAAUUGGAAAAGAUAGAUUUAGUCGAGACGUUUGAUAUUGUGCAAAUCGUCGGCGAAGGAUGGUUUGGAAAAAUAUUGCUGGUCGAACACCGGGGCACGGAUAACGAGAUGGUGCUCAAAUCACUUCCCAAAAAUUAUACGGCCGUUAAGGAUUUUUAUCGAGAAUUCCAUUUCAGCUAUCACUUGAGUGCACAUCGUAACAUUGUGUCUACGUUUGACGUCGCUUUUCAGACAGCCAGUUUUUAUGUGUUUGCUCAAGAGUACGCGCCUUUGGGUGACCUCACUUCCAAUAUAUCCGACACCGGAAUCGGAGAGUUGCACAGUAAAAGCGUCGCGAAACAGUUGGUUUCUGCGAUCCAGUAUAUUCACAGUUAUGACCUAGUCCACAGAGACAUCAAACUAGACAACAUUUUGGUUUUUAAGAGCGAUUUUUCAAGAAUAAAACUAUGCGACUUUGGCGAGACGAGAAAAAACGGCAGUUGGGUAACCCGUCGAAACGAAUGGAUCCCUUACAUGCCUCCCGAAAUCCUAGCCAUAGACACCGAACACAAAUACAAAGUAGAAACUUCACACGAUGUUUGGCAGUUUGCAGUAGUGCUGUUUGUGUGUUUGACCGGGUGCUUGCCGUGGCAGAAAGCCAGUUCCGAAGAUCCGAGGUUCGUCAGUUAUGUUUAUUGGGUGUCCAGCAACGGCAUAAUGAGCCCGUUCAGGAGGCCUAAACUGUUCAAGAUGUUGACGUCCAAUGCGCAAAGAAUGUUUCGAAAGUUCCUACAACCUAAUGUAUUGACCAGGCCUAGUGUCUUGGACGAAGUACAAAAUUUUAUUGACGAACGGUGGUUAUCCAAAUACAUGUUAGAUAAAAGUAAAGUUUCAGACGAUAUAGAUGAGCUGAGUCCAUCUUUAUACAGUUAUCAAACAGACCACGAAGAAAAUAAGAAAUUCCUGUUGGCAUUUUCUAACUGUGGAAUCGAAACUGUUGUUGUUGAUAGAGCUGCAAAGAAGGAACGUAUCAAACAAUGGAUCCAAUCUAGUGUCAUUGAGGAAGAAGACGAAGAGGAUUCUAGUGAAGGGACUAGCAAAUUGAGUUUAUCCCGUAAAGGUAGUAAUGAUAGCGAAGAAAAUGAAUUAUACGCAUUGACCAAACGCGAAGGAUAAACUUUUAUUUCAGGGUUUCCUACAAAGGUUAAAAUAUAUAUGAGACUGUAUUAAAAUAUAAA
This is a messenger RNA of Melanaphis sacchari, 1401 nucleotides long. Its product is annotated as serine/threonine-protein kinase SBK1. Lineage: Eukaryota; Metazoa; Arthropoda; Insecta; Hemiptera; Aphididae. The record is from RefSeq and is a predicted model, not a curated record. Bases 92 to 1339 code for a protein of 415 amino acids. Gene Ontology annotation, biological process: peptidyl-threonine phosphorylation; peptidyl-serine phosphorylation. The transcript is spliced from 5 exons. Gene Ontology annotation, molecular function: ATP binding; protein serine/threonine kinase activity.